Molecule: messenger RNA, 2568 nt
Organism: Aphidius gifuensis
Lineage: Eukaryota; Metazoa; Arthropoda; Insecta; Hymenoptera; Braconidae
Product: leucine-rich repeat protein soc-2 homolog
Exons: 1
Coding region: 424-2262 (612 amino acids)
Molecular function (GO): protein binding
Source: RefSeq, a predicted model, not a curated record
UAAAAAAAAAAAAAGCUCCAACACAAAGCUAAAAGUGAAAAAAAAAAAAGAGCAAAGUUAUUGAGUGUCGCGUUUGCGCUCCGAGAGUGUUAAAUUGACAAUAAUGUCAAUACUUUGGGCUUGAUAUUAUUUUUAAUAUACUAUCAAUAAUGAAUUGAGCUAUUAAAAUAUUAAUUUUAUAUAAAAAGUAAAUACAAUUUUUUUUAUCCAAAUAGAACAUUUGAGUAAAUAUAAAAAUAACAAAUAAAAAAAACACAAACACAAAAGUGAUGACAGAAACAACCUUGUAGAAAAAAUAAAAAUAAAUAAAUAAAUUUUAGCAUUAAUUGAUUAAAAUAAAAGAUAAAAAUUCACAUGUUUUAAUUGUAAAUAUAUAAAAAAAGAGGUAUUUAUAAAUUAAUUAAAAAAAAAGUUAAUAAUAUUAUGAAAAAAUUGAAUAGACAUCGUACGGGUGUGGGUAAUAUAUCAUCAAUUUGUCUGUCUGAGGCAAAAACAGAUAGUCCAAUGCCUCAGGACAGUCUUCAAGGUUACUAUGUAAAAGAUCAACAAGACAUACCAGAAUAUCUUGAGGGUUGUGGUUUAUCAAGUUGUUCAGCAGUUAACGAUAUGCCGGAAGUUGUUGUUGAAGUACUUCCAAAAGAACAUCAUCAAAAAGAAAAAAAGCUAUCAACAGCAUCAAUAUCAAGUGGUGAUACUAAAAAAACAGUUACAGUUAAACAUCCUGAAUCAAAUAAACCAAAACCAACAGCUAAAAAAUGUAAACCAAUACAAGCUGAUUUAGAUGUAUCAAAAGAAUUUAUAAGAUGUCGUGAUGAAUGUUUAGCACGUCUUGAUUUAUCAAAAUCAAGUAUUACAAAUUUACCAAAUACAGUACGUGAUUUAAUAAAUUUACAAGAAUUUUAUUUAUAUGGUAAUAAACUUGUAACAUUACCAUCUGAAAUUGGUUGUUUAACAAAUUUAAAAACACUUGCAUUGAGUGAAAAUUCAUUAACAAGUUUACCAGAUAGUCUUGAAAAUUUAAGACAUUUAAAAGUAUUGGAUUUGAGGCAUAAUAAAUUAAAUGAAAUACCAGAUGUUGUUUAUAAGCUAACAUCAUUAACAACAUUAUUUUUACGUUUUAAUCGUGUUAAAUUUGUCAGUGAUAAUAUAAAAUAUUUGACAAAUUUAACAAUGCUUAGUUUACGUGAAAAUAAAAUUAAAUCAUUACCUGGUGGUAUUGGGAAAUUAAUUAAUUUAAUAACAUUUGAUGUAUCACAUAAUCAUCUUGAACAUUUACCAGAAGAAAUUGGUAAUUGUAUACAAUUAUCAACACUAGAUUUACAACAUAAUGAGUUACUAGAUAUACCAGAAACAAUUGGUAAUUUAAUAGCUGUUACAAGACUUGGAUUAAGAUAUAAUCGUUUAUCUUGUAUACCAAAAUCAUUAUCAAAUUGUAAAUUUAUGGAUGAAUUUAGUGUUGAAGGUAAUCAAGUAUCACAAUUACCAGAUGGUUUAUUAACAAGUUUAUCGGAUUUAACAACAAUAACAUUAUCAAGAAAUUGUUUUACAUCAUAUCCAUCUGGUGGUCCAUUACAAUUUACAAAUGUUGAUUCACUUAAUAUGGAACAUAAUCAAAUUGAUAAAAUUCCAUAUGGUAUAUUUUCACGUGCUAAAAAUUUAACAAAAUUAAAUAUGAAAGAAAAUCAACUUAGUGCCUUGCCACUUGAUAUUGGAACUUGGAUAAAUAUGGUUGAAUUAAAUCUUGGAACAAAUCAAUUAUCUAAAAUUCCAGAUGACAUUGAACGCUUAGAAAAUCUUGAAAUUUUAAUAUUAUCAAAUAAUUUAUUACGUAAAAUACCAACAAGUAUUAAAAAUCUUAAAAAAUUACGUAUACUAGAUCUUGAAGAAAAUAAAAUUGAAAUAUUACCAAAUGAAAUUGGUUUUCUUCGUGAUUUACAAAAAUUGAUAUUACAAUCAAAUCAAGUUACAACAUUACCACGUGCUAUUGGACAUUUACAAAAUUUAACAUAUUUAUCAAUUGGUGAAAAUAAUUUAAAUUAUUUACCAGAAGAAAUUGGUACACUUGAAAAUUUAGAUACACUUUAUAUUAAUGAUAAUAUUAAUUUACAUAAUUUACCAUUUGAAUUGGCAUUAUGUACAAAUUUAAGUAUAAUGUCUAUUGAAAAUUGUCCAUUAUCAAAAAUACCUGGUGAAAUUGUAUCAGGUGGUCCAUCAUUUGUCAUACAAUUUUUAAAAAUGCAAGGACCUUACAGAUCCAUGUAAGAAAUUGAUAACUUCGAGGGUAAUAAUUAUUGUUUUUGUCAUUCAUUAAGAAAUUUAUGGUUUAUUAUUAUUAAUAAAAAAAAUAAAAAUAUUAUUCAUUUAUAAAUAUUUAUAAUCCUCGAAGUAAUAGUUUUUUUUUUUUUUUAUUAUUUAAUAUGGUGCCAAGUUUAUUUAUAAAUAUAUAAAAAGAAAAAAAAAACAAAAUCAGCACCGUCCUGCGUUAAACGCAGCAUAAUUAUUGUUAAUAAAAAUUAUUAUUAAAAAUAAUAAUUUAAACAGAAAAAAAAAUAUAUCUAUAGGUAUAUA